Messenger RNA from Strongyloides ratti, 1725 nucleotides. RefSeq lists its product as hypothetical. Lineage: Eukaryota; Metazoa; Nematoda; Chromadorea; Rhabditida; Strongyloididae. The transcript is spliced from 6 exons. The coding region runs from base 1 to 1725 and encodes 574 amino acids. The record is from RefSeq and is a predicted model, not a curated record.
AUGAAUCCACCAAAUCCUCAAGGGCAAAUGCCACGUCAAGUAAGUGGGCAAGGUUCUAACGAUGGGCAAAAUUUUUUACGUCAAAAUGUACCACCACCUGUUCAUGGUCUUCCUCAACAAUACUACCCUCAUCAAUAUCCACCAAAUCAUCAGUUUUCAGCACAACAACAACAACAACAACAACAUCAUUUUCACCAGUAUAAUGUUGGCCCUCAGUAUGGUGGUCAACAUUUACCUCAGUCACAAAAUUUACCUCCAAAUAAUGCUUACCAACCACAAAGCAAUGUCUUUCAACAGCAGAUUCCAAGAUUUCAUGAUCGUUCAAUUGGCCAUCAAUUUCCAGUAAAAGAUGAUCAACAAUUCCAAGCUUCUCAAUUUCGUGGAACAAAUUUUGUUCCUGGAAUGAAUGAUAGAAAUUUUCCUGGUGGACAAAAUUUACAUUUAGAUCCUAAUAGACAUAUUGCUUUCCAACAACAAGAAAGAUCAUUUGAUGGAAAAGUAAUGGCACAACAUUUUCAACAUCUACAUGGACAAAGAAUUGGUAAUCAGAGAUAUGAACAGAUGAGUCAUCAGUACCCAUUACCACCUACAAUAUAUUAUGGUAAUCAAAAGCGAACAGAUAUACAAGGACGUCCAAUUUUAGAAAUUAAACGUGAAAUAUUAGAUAAUUUGUCAGAGGAAGAGAAACGUAAAUUAAGUAUGGCUAAAAAUCUUCAAAAUAACUUGAAUGACUAUCAACAAUCUAUAGCCUGUCCUCCUUAUGGUACAAAUUUAGAUGAUGGAACAAAAAAUGUUCGAGAAAUGUCUAAUCAACUAGAAUCAGUUCAAUUUCCAAUGACAUCACAAGACAAUCAAUUUUAUAAUGAAACAACAAGAAAAGAUCAUGGUAAUUCAGAAUAUGAAAAAGCAAUAAAAAAAUUAAAAGAAAAUGAACAAAAAAUAAAGUUAAUUCUUGAAAGACAACAAAUGGAUGGAAAGAUAACAGAUGCUAAAGAAAAAAUUGAGAAGUUAGAAAGAAUUAUUUAUUCUGAAGAUAAAGCACCAUUAAAGCUAAUAACUAAAUUUAUUAAUGUCACUGAUUCUAAGAUAAAGGAUGAAGAUUUGUGUAAAUCUGUUAUAGAUGCUUUUGAUAGUAUUGUUAAGUCUGGUGAUAAUUACAAAGAUUUUCAAAUACCACAUUAUGAUCCGUUCCAGGUUAUUAAAGAGAGAUUAGGUGAGCCAGAUUAUAUAAAGUACACUCGUCCAGAAAAUGAUACCAAUCCUACACCAUAUUAUUUAAGAAAUGAAAAAAUUGAAGAAGAAGAAGUUUCCGGUGAGACAUUUGAAGGAAAAGAAAAAGUCGUAGAGGUUGACAAAAUAAGUAUAGAAAAUCGUCUUUAUGAGGUUACAAAAAUGAUAGAUGAAAGAACCAAGCUGAUAACAGGAAAAGAUGUGUUGUCUGAAGCAAUAACAAAAGAUCUCAUAUCUUGUCCUGAACAUUGUCGUGAAAUAAGUGUAAUUAUUAAUUUUGACAAAAUUUGUAUUCCUCCACUACAUUUACUCAUUCCUAUAGAAUAUCCAAAAGAAAUAUGUGCAAUAAUAAAUCCUCAUUUUAAUGAAAGAAAUAGAAAUACUUUUCUUUGUAAAUAUAUAUCUAAAGUUGAGCAACUUUUACCAUAUCAUUCAGCCUAUCGGGAUAUUUCAAAUAUAGCUAAAACUUGGAUAAAUUUAGCAUUGGAUACAUAG